Vicia villosa (hairy vetch) is the source of this 894-nucleotide messenger RNA. RefSeq lists its product as uncharacterized. The transcript has a single exon. Lineage: Eukaryota; Viridiplantae; Streptophyta; Magnoliopsida; Fabales; Fabaceae. The record is from RefSeq and is a predicted model, not a curated record. Bases 1 to 894 code for a protein of 297 amino acids.
AUGCCAGCUAUUGAACAAAAAAUUAGGCUAAGAAUUCACCAUUGUGGUACACUUGUUCACAGUCCUGUUAAAUGGUACCUAGAUGGGGAUGUAACAGAAUUGAAUUGGGCAUGGGAUGUUUAUUAUAUAUCUUACAUAGAGCUAAAGAAAUUGAUUCAUGAGUUGGGAUAUACAGGUUUGAAGUGCAUUUGGUAUGUAAAUCCUAGGUUUAGUUUUGCUAAAGGUCUUACAACUAUAGAAAAUGAUAGGGAUGUACAAAUAUUUGCUAAAGAUGUUGAGGGAUUUUAUUUAGGGGAUGUCUAUGUUGAGCAUGGUAUUGGUAUCCCUGUUGUAGUAGAUGAGGAAGAGUUGGGAAAGGAUUGGAAUUUGGCUGAGAAUGUGGCUGAGGAUGAUCCUAAUGUUGAGGUUGAGAAUAUGAAUGAGGGUGUCACUAAUGUUGAGGUUCAGAAUGUGGUUGAGGGUGAUCCUAAUGUUGAGGUUGAUAAUAUGGAUGAGGGUAAGAAUGUUGUUGAGGGUUCUACUAAUGUUGAGGGUGAAAAUAUGCAAGAGGGUGAUAAUAAUGUUGAGGCUGAUUCUGAUGAUGUUGACUUUGUGGGUGAUUCUGAUGAUGAUUCUAUAGAAUUGGAUUGGACUAUUAUAUUACCUACAGAUACAUCAGAAGUACCAACUGAGCAUGUUGUGGAUGAGGAUUCAGAUCAGCUAUACACUCCACCUGCUAGUGAAGAUGAACAAGAGUAUGAACAUUUUCAAAAUUUCCAAAGUAGUGAGACAUUGAAUUUCAAAUUAGGUUUGGCCUUUAAUAAAAAGGAUGUGAUCAAGGAUGCUAUCAAAGAGUAUGCAAUGGUUAACAAAAAAAUGUAUACUUCAAAAAGAAUGGUGGAAAAAGGAUGGUGA